Messenger RNA from Acanthaster planci (crown-of-thorns starfish), 3098 nucleotides. It is a transcript of the gene dclre1c, whose product is annotated as DNA cross-link repair 1C. Gene Ontology annotation, biological process: interstrand cross-link repair; telomere maintenance; double-strand break repair via nonhomologous end joining. NCBI's taxonomy places the organism in Eukaryota, Metazoa, Echinodermata, Asteroidea, Valvatida, Acanthasteridae. Gene Ontology annotation, molecular function: damaged DNA binding; 5'-3' DNA exonuclease activity. The record is from RefSeq and is a predicted model, not a curated record.
UGGCGCUGUCCAUGAAAGCAUGGAGGAAGGAGGGGAGUUUCACAUUUUUGAAACACUCAACGAAUUAAUUUAUCAACGAAUUUCAGUUUCUUGAUUUGUGGUUCUGCUAUUGAUUCUUCAACUGAUUUCACUUGUCGGCAUUCACUGAUUUCAAAAGUACAUGUGUAGCCUAGGCCUAAUAUGCCUAACUUUCUCAAUGACCAUGAUGACCAUGACGAUGACAUGCGUGCGUGUUUCACAUUGACCAACAACAUAAUGGCCAAUGGCAAUGUCAUGUCAUGAUGUUGCACACGUUGUAUGUUCAUCAGGCGUCGUUGGUUGGCACUGACUGGCAUCUGGCUGACAUGACUCAACUGAUGGUGACUUUUGACAAAGUCUGUCUCUCGCUGUUACUAGUCUUCAAAAUAUCGCCACAGUCAUCAGUCGAGUUUUACACAGAGACGGCAAGACGCAUAAUCUGGUGCAGAGUGGUGGGGGUAGUCCAGUUGUAGCGGUACACGUCAGCGUUUUCUUCACAACUUCAUGGACAUGACGGAGCAUUAAUCUCUGCAAAAUGAGUACAUUUGGAGGGUUGAUGGUAGAAUACCAGCAUAUUGCAAUCGACAGAUUUCUGGGUCGUGCGGUUCUCAGAGCAAGAGCCUAUUUCUUGUCCCAUGCACAUGCAGAUCAUAUGGUUGGUCUUGACUCAAAUCAGUUUUACCAGAGACUUCACUCAAGCAAACACAUCAAGCUCUACUGCUCCGAAGUCACACGCGAGUUUCUCCUGACAGACAGACGGUUUGUCCAUCUGGAGCCCUUCAUCCGAAGCCUGCCCAUCAAGGAGCCCACCACCAUCACUCUCUACAAUGAAAUCAACGGCCAGGAAAAACAGGUGCUUGUUACCCUCUUGUCUGCCGGCCACUGCCCUGGUUCAGUCAUGUUUCUGUUUGAAGGGGAUGAGGGGAACGUCCUUUACACCGGGGACUUCCGUUUGGCCAAGGGCGAAGCAGCGCGCAUGGUACCGCUGCAUUCUGGGAACAGGAUAAAAGACAUAAAGAGUGUUUAUGUGGACACUACUUUCUGUGUGCCAGAGGCUAUGUACAUUCCAAGCAGAGAACAGUCAAGGGAUGCCCUUCUGAAUUUAGUGGAGAAACAGAUCCAGAAAAGCCCCACACACAUGGUCCGUCUGGCUUGCAAGGCCAAAUACGGCUAUGAGUACCUGUUUGUGGAGAUCAGCAAGGAGUUUAAUCUAAAGGUACACGUGUCAGCAGUAGUCAUGGCACAGUAUAAGAGGGUUCCGGAACUUGCCAAGCACCUGACUACCGAUGGAAAAAGCACACAGGUCCAUGCCUGUAGAUACGUGGAUUGUUCCAUGCCAACCGCCACCGAUGUUUUAGUAGUUGUCCCUAGUACCAUGUGGUUCACUAGCAAUGCCCGCCCAUCCGAUGUACUCAAAAAGGUCAGGCACCGGUACCGGCUGUGCUUCUCAUUCCAUUCGUCAUUUAGUGAGGUCCGUGAUUUCCUUCGCCAUAUUCAUCCCAUCAACAUUUAUGCCAAUGUGAUACCAUACGAUUGUACCGAAGAAGUGAUCAACGAAAGGUUACAGGAUCUCAGAAGAGACACAGAAACACCAAAGCGUCCGCAACACUCUCCAGGGUACAGACCUUUGGGACAACUGAAAAAGUCCGCCCGAGCUGCCCGAAGGAAAAUGACAGCAUCUUGCUCUGCUGAUGGUAUGGAUGAUGAGUUGUCAGAGUGGUUUCAGUCCUCCCCGCCUCUAAACAAGAGACGAAAAGAGCAAAACCUUCAGGGAGAAUGUUCAUCUUAUGUACCAGCAACAGAAGAUGUCCGGACAUCUCCAGAGUCAGGAGACCAUCCAAAGGGUUCUAUCCAAGAUAGUUACUUGGCAAUGGACGACAGUGAUCUGAGCAGUGGGGAACUAGACCUGUAUGACUCAGCACCAGACCAAUCCCUACCUGUGGAAGACAGUCAAGAAGGAUUCAAGGAACAAAACCUUGAAUUUGGAGAAGUUGUUGAGCCACCUUCAAAGAGCAAACCACCACACAAGCUGCAUGACAAUCCAGCCACGUGUAAGUCAUCACAAGAUGAAGAUUAUUUGCAAGAGGUGGUAGACUUGAAUGAGAAGCGAUCACGACAGGAGUCCAAACAUGCCGAGAUCAAUAGCUGGUUGAAGUACCUGCCCGAUGCAGACAUUGACAAGGAGUCCCAGAAGGCAGUCAGAUUGGGAACUGCCACGCCCCCUCCUGUCGAGGAGAAACAUCCUCCUGCCGAUGUAGGACUGGCUGAAACCGACUGCAGAGUUGAUGUGAAACUUCCAGAUGGUGUACAUCACCUUGAGGCUAAGCACCAAGGCAUGACCGAGUUGGAUAGCUCCUGGUGUGAGUCAGAUGUGACAGAAGAAUACAGCAUCAAGAACAGCCAAGAGACAUCAGUUCCCGUUGCCAACUGGACAGGCACAAGCCAAAACAUUCCCCAGUACUUGGAGGAUGGUUGUUGCAAACCUACUUGGUUUGAUGCUAGAACCGCUGAUGCAUCUAAACAGCAAGACAAGAGUGAUUCCACGGGAUUUACAGAGCAAAGAGGCACCCAACAGCAUGCUCAGAACACCAACAAAUUGCCCGCUGAUACUGACGGAAACGUAAUUGAGUCCAAAUCUCACGGGACAGUCGUGCUGAGCUCCCAGCUUUCGUCCACUGGGUCGGUUGUCCCUCUGGAAAGCAGUGACUCACAGGCCACCCUCGAUGAGGCACACUUGGAACUGUCCCAGGGCACCAAUCAUUCCCAAGACACGUUCCUGCCGAGUUCGCAGGGGUCUGCCGCCUCACGCAGCUCCUCAGAUUUUGACAUCCCAUGUACUCCAGAGGGAAAGGGGGUUCGGCCCGAUCGGGUUGAGGCUGUGUGGGUCAGGAUAGCAAGAGGGGAAUCAGUAGGCGUUGCAUCAUGUAACAGAUCAAUCAAACCAGACUGAGAAACUUCAAGUGUUUGAAAACUUCAUCCUCAAGGAAACCUUGGUUGGUGAAAUUUCAGUGUUGUAGCUAAGUUGUCAUAGAGUCCGCAAGCUAGUCACAGCUAAUGUACUGUUAAGUCAAAGCCUAAUC